CGGAGUUGGCUACUGUUCUUGAUAAGCCCCGCUCCUCUUGGCUGGUCGUUGAGAAAUCGUUGAAGAGCUGCGGCGCUGCUGCAGUCUCUAUCUUGCACGUCGUAGCCAGCUUGUACAGCUUUGGAGAUUGAAAGACCUGGUCCAUUUUGCCGUCCAGUGAACAUCGUGGUUGUACAUUGUCUCGAGGCUGACUAUCCUCCGAUCUAAGUGUUUGAGAAUUGUAUUCCCAGAACUCGGUGGAGUGGAAAGAGAUUGCCCUGGGCAACAGUUUCUUGUCCCGCAAUACAGACAUGAUGUUCGGUGUCAGAACAAUACUGCUCGGCAUAUGCCUCUACACUGCUGGCUCUUUCGGAGCAACAAGGAGGACAGCUUCAGCUGAGUACGAUUAUAUCGUCGUCGGGGGUGGAACGGCUGGAGUUGCACUGUCAACGCGGCUCAGCCAAGGUCUACCAGAUUCAAAGAUUCUUGUCAUCGAAGCUGGACCGGCAGCUCCUGACGAGCUUGGUAUUAAUGUCCCUGGGAAGAAAGGAUCGACCCUUGGGACGAUAUACGAUUGGAACUUCACGACAGUACCUCAAGUAAAUGCCAAAAACAGAAUCUUUGCGCAAAACAGAGGCAAAGUCCUAGGCGGAUCGUCUGCACUGAAUCUUUUGACCUAUGAUAGGUCUACGGUGAAGGAGUAUGAUGGAUGGGAAGAGGUAGGUAACCAUGGCUGGAACUUCACUACAAUGCUGGCCAUGAUGGAUAAGUCGGAAAACUUCACCAGUGCGAAUUCUGAGUGGUAUGGAGAUGCUGGAGUUAACACCGAUGGUCCUGUCCGAGGAACUAUCAAUCGGUACAUUCCUGCCCACCAGGACGGAUGGGUUCCUGUACUCAACAGCCUCGGAAUAGAAACCAACAAAGAGUAUCUUGGUGGCAACAGUCUUGGUGUUUCAUACUCGUCGAGUAGUAUUGACCCAACGCACUACAAUCGUUCAUACAGUGUCAAUGGAUACCUUCCCCUCGCAGGCUCGAACCUAGUAGUUAUGACUGAAGAGACAGUAGUCAAAGUCAACAUGACGAAAGUGCGUGGAGCAUAUCAAGCGACUGGUGUCACUUUGGCCGAUGGAACUUUCAUCUCAGCUUCUCGUGAGGUGAUUCUCUCCGCUGGUUCAUUUGGUAGUCCUGGUCUACUGGAGCUCUCUGGUAUUGGAAACAAAACAGUCCUUGGCAACGCUGGUGUUGAGCAGCUCAUUGACCUCGCAGGAGUGGGCGAGAAUCUCCAAGACCAUAUUCGGAUACAAAGCUCGUACCAACUCAAGGACAACUAUACAUCCAUAGAUGCGUUCAGGUAUAACGCAACAUAUGCUGCUGAGCAACUUCAGUUAUGGUUCGAGGGCAAGUACUCCCAGUAUGACUACACGGGAAGUGCAUACACGUUCCAGACCUGGAAUCAAGCCACCGGCAAUGAUUCUUACCUCAUUGAGCUUGCUAAAGCUGCUGUUGGGAAUUCGACGCAUCCUGCCGAAAAGAAAAAGCUUGAGUGGAUGUAUGAUGACACAAUUCCUCAACUUGAGGUCAUCAUGAGCGACGGCUAUACAGGCGUCAAGGGAUACCCAGCUGUCAAUACGACCCUGUAUGGAAAAGGCUUCUUCUCUCUUAUCGCAGUCGUUAUGCAUCCUCUAAGUCGUGGAACUGUCCACGUCAAUGCGACUAAUCCUCUUGGCAAGCCCCUCAUCGAUCCAAGGUACUUCAGCAAUGAGUAUGAUCUCCAAGCUGCCAUUGUAGCGAUCAAGAAAGCCCGCCAGAUAGCAUUGAUUCCUCCGCUCCGAGAUGUGUGGGUGUCCGAAUAUGAACCAGGCCUCGAUGUUGUGAACACCGAUGCAGAAUGGAGGGAGUUCGCGCUCAACACCACUCUCACCAUAUAUCAUCCAGUCGGAACAUGUGCCAUGCUUCCAAAACGAAAAGGAGGAGUUGUAGAUCCACAGCUGAAGGUCUAUGGAACCACAAACCUCCGAGUCGUCGAUGCCAGUAUCAUUCCUGUGCUGAUCUCUGCACAUAUGCAGACUGCUGUUUAUGGAAUUGCUGAAAUGGCGGCGGAAAUUAUCAUCGAUGCUGGGAGAUCGUAGUUUCGGUAUUUAGAAGGACGAUUGAGGACAUGACGGAAUGACGGAAUGACUGUAUGAGGGUAGAUAGGCUUUCUAACGACGAUUUACUCCAGACUCUGGAAUCUAGGCACCAAAUGGAUGCUGUGAUUUUGUGUUAGCGCAAGCAGAUUAGAGCCUCCAGACAUUUGUACAUACGGAAGAUAUUGAGGAUACGAAU
Molecule: messenger RNA, 2304 nt
Organism: Mollisia scopiformis
Lineage: Eukaryota; Fungi; Ascomycota; Leotiomycetes; Helotiales; Mollisiaceae
Product: GMC oxidoreductase
Exons: 2
Coding region: 291-2108 (605 amino acids)
Biological process (GO): secondary metabolite biosynthetic process
Molecular function (GO): flavin adenine dinucleotide binding; oxidoreductase activity, acting on CH-OH group of donors
Source: RefSeq, a predicted model, not a curated record